This is a messenger RNA of Harpia harpyja (harpy eagle), 1999 nucleotides long. Its product is annotated as immunoglobulin kappa light chain-like. The coding region runs from base 79 to 987 and encodes 302 amino acids. Lineage: Eukaryota; Metazoa; Chordata; Aves; Accipitriformes; Accipitridae. The record is from RefSeq and is a predicted model, not a curated record. The transcript has 6 exons.
AUGGCAUUGCUCACUCUGCACCAGGGCUGAUUUCCUUCUCGUCUCAGUCUCAACGACAGCAGAGCAUGACAAGCAAACAUGCUGCUGCUGGCAGCACUCGUGGCCACAGCCUCUUUGUCUUGUGGAUUUGCACAAGAAAUUCCCAUGCAGAGCCCUAUGUCCAUCACCAAGUCUAAAGGAAGUGUACGUCUGCAAUGUAACUUUAAAGAUGUCUCUGAAGCUUUUGAUACCACCAUCAUACACUGGUAUCAACAGAAGGCGAAUGAAUCUCCACAGAGGAUUCUGUAUUUUGCAGAUAGAAAAGUAGUAGACGAUGGUUUCCAAGCACACAGGUACAUUGUUGAAAAAGUUUCUCGCCAGAAACUGUGUAUUCUUACAAUAAACGACAUAAUUCCAGACGACACUGCUACCUACUACUGCGCCUACUGGCGCAGUCACCGUGGUAGCGAAAAGAUAUUUGGUUCUGGCACAAAACUCAUCGUCUCCGGCAAAGGAAAUUCUCUACCGGCACACUCUGAAAUCCUGCAGAAAAACCAUGAAAAUCAGACAAUAUAUGUUUGCCUUAUUGAGAAAUUCUACCCAGAAGUUAUUCGGGUGACAUGGACCGAUGAAGCACAUAAGGAGGUAACAGACAACGUAGUACAAGGAGACCCUUGGAAGGCCACAAAAGAGGGUGAAUACUCAAUCAGCAGCUGGUUAACUGUAUCAGCGGCGAACAAAGACAAGAACUAUCACUGCAAAUACGAGCAUGAAAGCCAAGAGCAUUCAUUGCAAACACGAGAAUUUAACAAGCCGCCUUCUCGGGAAGAGGACUGCAGCACAUAUCCUGGGAACAGCACAGUUUUUAAUAGAGAUCACUUAAUGCACAGGACAGCAUAUUUAGUGUACAUUGUCCUUCUUCUGAAGAGCUCCGUGUACUAUCUCAUCGUACUCUUCUUCAUCUACAGAAGGUGGGCUCCAACCAAGCACGAAGGAAAGAAAGCAUAAAUGCUGGUUUAGGAAAAGCUUACAAAAUCAUCUUCAAUUUGCUUUGCUAUGUACUUAUCCAGACAGACUCCCUUGCUCUCAGUUUUAGAUGGAACAACAACAAAAAAAUCCCAAAAUAAUUUUCUGGCAUUAGUGCAUAGGGCUUGUUUUGCUUUAUUGCUAGUGUUUUUAUAUCUGUCUGGUUUUCCUAAUUUUUCUGAGUAUUGAACUGAAGUGGGCAAUAGGAGUAAGGUUAUAUACCUUGGAUUUUAAUCCAAAGUCCAUAUUGCAAAAUGAGGAAGGUACUCAUGUUAAAAGUAGUUAUGCAUGCAGAAGUUUAGAGGUGUAACUGGGCUUUUGACAUAUAAAGCACAGAUGCAUUUUAUCAUUGCACUUAAGGCUUAAUUAGGAGCAUUCCCGUGCUGUAAAUUCACAGGUAUUUGUUCAUUUUUACUUUCAAUGAUUUAUUGCAACUCAUGUAUCCACUAAAUCAGGACUUAAAUAUUCUGAAGUGAUGUGUGCUUUAAGAGUCAAUUAAACACAACUUUAAAAAGUGAACAUAAUAUUUUUUAAUUAAGAAGUCAGACGAGCAUAAAAGCAAUUCUAAGGUGCACAUGUACAGAAAUGGAAGAAAUCCACUAGGCCCCACACCAGCACUGUGGCACAGACUGAAAAUCUGCACAUUGGAUUUUUAAAGAAAGAAAACAAUUGUAAUAAUCAUGAACAUCAACCUGUUUAGAGAUACCUUUUUGAGUUGAGCAAAACCUUAAAUCUGAAGCUUUGAUAGACAAAGUGUUUUCAGAAUAGAGGAAAAAUUCUCAGAUGUUGGACUUUGAACUCUUCAUCUCCAAGUUCCACAAAUCAGUUCCUUUCAAAUUUCUGUGGAAAAAUAGGAAGUAGUCAUACUGGGGUAAAGCAUUUGCUCAGUUUGGGGCAAAACACUGCCGUAAGUUCGGAGAUAAGUGCCUGCAGCAUUUACACUCACUGUAUCCGUAAUGAUGUAGAGGGCAAUAAAAGCUUUCCUCCAGGGGCA